AUGACCUUUCUCAUUACUCGUGGAAGUGCUUCAGACGAGCUUGACGCUGACAUUGCCGGGCCCGGUGUCAUAAUCGGGUUCAUCCUAUCGAACUUCCUAACCCUGACGGCCGCCACGACAACACUAUGGCUCAGACGUUGGCCGAAGAAGCGAUUGUUGGGCUUGCAAGCAGCGCAAUGGAACCCAAUACUCAACAACUUUGUUCGCGCGCUAUCUGACCAACAGCUCAUCACCGGCCUGCUGCUGAUGGUAAUCGGCUUGGCCAAGUACUAUCACAGCAGUGUCAAUCUAGGUCAUAACAACCUGUGGACUGCCGGAGACAUCGUCAUGUUCUCAAGUGUCACGCAUGCCAUCACACUGAUAACUUUGCGACCAUACUUUCGGAUUCACCACAAACUCGCAAUGUUCAGGGUCGUGCUCAUGUGGAGCACCUAUGGGCUCUGGCUUGUUGUUGCGGCGGGGAUACUGACCCCAAAGAAGAACCCAGAGUCGCACAAAUUGCACAGAACUCUUGCCCAGUUCUGGCGAGUAGCGACUUGGCUUGAGAUCUUCUGCAUAGCGUAUAUGUACCUUAUAACGAUCUUUCCCAUCGUCAUAACCGAAGAAGCAGCAACAGUCAGAGAGAUCAUCGCCAAAAUCUCCUGCGAACCGAAAGACCUCAGCGCCAUCGAGCUCUGGAUCAACGACAAACGCCGCAGACCAUCACCUAUCGGCCUCUUAACACACCACCACUCACCCUAUGGCCGAGUUCGGUUAUUCAUCAAAUGGUCAGCAAAGCAAUUCUGCCGCAAGUACAUCAGCAUCGCCAAGCGGGCAUCUGCCACGAACAGGAAGUUCCAGCUAGAAGCAUGUUCUCUACUGGCCGAAGUGCUCUGGCCAUGGUACUGGACUCUAGCUCUAGUCAUGCUGCUGUGGCUGUUCGGCUUUGGGACGAUGGUUGUGAACCUGCGACAGAAUGAUCUGUUGCAUUAUUGGGGCUUCGGGCAGCUUUUGCCUCUAGUGUUCUUGUUGCUACCGCUGUAUGAUGUCGUGUCAGACUUCUCAGAAAAGCGGACUAGGGAGGACGUGUCAGAGGGCAUCAAACCGAGCGAAGGACCGAGCGCAUCGUUGAGAGAUGCGACAUCUAGCGUGUCAUGUGGUCUUCGGGUGUAG
Cyphellophora attinorum is the source of this 1152-nucleotide messenger RNA. RefSeq lists its product as uncharacterized. Lineage: Eukaryota; Fungi; Ascomycota; Eurotiomycetes; Chaetothyriales; Cyphellophoraceae. The coding region runs from base 1 to 1152 and encodes 383 amino acids. The transcript is spliced from 4 exons. The record is from RefSeq and is a predicted model, not a curated record.